Molecule: messenger RNA, 1636 nt
Organism: Daktulosphaira vitifoliae (grape phylloxera)
Lineage: Eukaryota; Metazoa; Arthropoda; Insecta; Hemiptera; Phylloxeridae
Product: endoplasmic reticulum resident protein 44-like
Exons: 7
Coding region: 172-1497 (441 amino acids)
Source: RefSeq, a predicted model, not a curated record
UAUUAACAUCGUUACGUUUUACCGGAUGACGUCUAAAUUGUUAAUGAAUAGUUACAAAUUUUAAACGGAAAGUUAGUGCUAUAAUUUAUUUGAAUGACAAUUAUUUAUUUAUAAAUUAAUAUCAUUGGAAUUUUUUUCGUGCCAAUGUUUUCUACAUUAUACUUAUAAAACAUGAUUUUUAAUUCCUGGACUUCGUUUAUUAAUAUACUGUUUAUAUUAUUGAUCUCUUGUGCUUUAUUGCAUUUAAAUUCAAUACAAUGUAAAAGUAGGUUAGACCAUAGUAUACAAAGUAACAGUAUACAUUUUGAUGAAGAUGUGCAACUUGAAACCAAAAUUGUGGAUGGUGCUCUACCUCUUAAUAGUAAAAAUAUUGAUAUGACAUUAGCAUCCAAUGAGCUUGUUAUAAUUAACUUUUAUGCAGACUGGUGUCGAUUUAGUGGUAUGCUUACUCCAAUAUUUAAUGAAGCUGCUAAUAAAAUUGCUGAAUUAUACAAGCAACCUGGCAAAGUUGUCCUAGGAAAAGUAGACUGUGAUACUGAAACUGCUGUAGCUUCCAGAUUUCAAAUAACUAAAUAUCCUACUAUAAAAGUAUUGAUAAAUGGUCAACCUGCUAAACGAGAAUACAGGGGUAAGAGAUCAGUUGAUGCAUUUGUAUCUUAUGUACAAAACCAACUCGAAGACCCAGUUCAAGACGUAUCAAAUUUAGUUGUUUCUAAAGAUACUAUCGAUGAAAAAAAAAGGGUUAUUGUUGGUUAUAUUCAUAAUAAAGAAUCCAAGGAUUAUCAUGUGUUUAAAAAAGUUGCUAAAAAUCUCAAAGAUGAUUGUGGCUUUUAUGUUGGGAUUGGUGUAUCAUUUGGGGCAUCUCAUGGUCUCACAUCAAAUGACACUAUAGUUGUAUUUAGGCCAGAUCAUUCUUCUCCAGAAUCAGAACACUUAAAAUUUGAAGGUGAACCCUCAGAUUACGAUGCUUUGAAUAUUUGGGCUACUUCUAAUUGUGUACCAAUGGUUCGUGAAAUAACAUUUGAAAAUGCUGAAGAAAUCACUGAAGAAGGCUUACCAUUCUUUAUAUUUUUUUACAACCCUAAUAAUCUUGAAUCGGUUAAAAAAUUUAAGGAAAUCGUAAGCACUCAUCUCUUAGAAGAAAAACAGAGAGUCAAUUUUUUGACAGCUGAUGGUUUAAAGUUUGCUCAUCCAUUACAACAUUUAGGAAAACAAGAAUCUGACUUACCAGUAAUAGUAAUUGAUAGUUUCAAACAUAUGUAUCAACUACCAAAAGAUGUGGAUUACACACAACAUGACCGUUUAAAACAGUUUAUUGAUGAUCUCUAUUCUGGCAAAUUGCAUAGAGAAUAUCAUUUAGGUCCUCAAGAUAUAAUAAUUACUGAGUUAGUAAAUAAUGAUCAACCAAUUGAACAAAAGACAUGGCCUCCUGAAUCAACAUUUAAGAAAUUGGCACCUUCUAAAAAUCGAUAUACUUUGCUAAAAGAAGAGUUGUAAAUAAAAAUAAUUUAAAUUUGUCCAACUAUUAUUACACAGCUAUAUUUCUCUUGAACUUAAAUGCUUUUCUUUUAUUGUACUAUUAUCUGUAUUAUCUUUACCAAGAUUUUAAUAAAAACAAAGGAUUAUUUAUUUUUUA